AGAGAGCUUGCUUCUACGGCAAGCCCACGACAACCCGCUGCCAUUCAACGCAGAAUCGAGACACGCUCGCCCAACCGUCUUUUAUCUGGCCUUCCGCCUAUCCAGCAGCUUUCCCAACAGAAACGCAACCAUGGCGACCAGAAUCCCGCGCCGCCCAACCACCCUCCUCUCCUCCACCUCAGCCCUCACACCUCAAACUACGAGCCGUACGCCCCAAAUCCAAACGCAAACCCGAAACGCGACGCUAAUUCGCCGCCCACGGCGCCCCUACACCUUCACACAACUAGUGCAGCUGAGCGACGGGUCGACAUACACGAUGCGCACGAGCUCGCCGCUGGCCAUGUACAAGCCGUCCAAGGACAGCCGGAACCACAUGCUGUGGAACCCGAGCGAGAAGAGCCUCAAGAACGUUGAGGUAGACGAGGCCGGUAAGCUGGCUGCCUUCAGAGAACGUUUUGGACGCGGGUGGGACGCCAAACAGGAGGACAGCGAUGCGGCUUUGGGCGGCGCGCAAGAGAAGCAGCCGCAACAGAAACAGAAGAAUGGGCCUGAGGAGGAGUCUUGGGAUACGGAUGGAAGGCAACCGAAGAGUGUGGAUGCACUGGGAGAUUUGAUAUCGGGGUACCAUGGCCGGAAUGCGUCAGAAUACGAGGGACGGACAAAGGGCAAGAAGUAGGCUCUCCAAGCGCAUCAUGCAUUACGGGGACGGGAGUAAUUUCCGCAUCUAUGGGUGCCCAAAUUUGUGGCAUACGGUGCUCUUGUCGCUCCACAGAGUGGCUUGAUACGAAUUUGAAGUAGUCAAAUGCAUGGCAGCUGUACGGUGAGGUGUGGUCUACGAAGUGGAAUAGAAGGGCCUCGU
Messenger RNA from Pseudomassariella vexata, 859 nucleotides. RefSeq lists its product as uncharacterized. Gene Ontology annotation, molecular function: structural constituent of ribosome. The record is from RefSeq and is a predicted model, not a curated record. Gene Ontology annotation, biological process: mitochondrial translation. The transcript has a single exon. Gene Ontology annotation, cellular component: mitochondrial large ribosomal subunit. NCBI's taxonomy places the organism in Eukaryota, Fungi, Ascomycota, Sordariomycetes, Amphisphaeriales, Pseudomassariaceae. Bases 131 to 676 code for a protein of 181 amino acids.